Messenger RNA from Sclerotinia sclerotiorum 1980 UF-70, 1899 nucleotides. RefSeq lists its product as hypothetical. Gene Ontology annotation, molecular function: cation binding; protein serine/threonine phosphatase activity. The transcript is spliced from 2 exons. The record is from RefSeq and is a predicted model, not a curated record. The coding region runs from base 1 to 1899 and encodes 632 amino acids. Lineage: Eukaryota; Fungi; Ascomycota; Leotiomycetes; Helotiales; Sclerotiniaceae. Gene Ontology annotation, biological process: protein dephosphorylation.
AUGUUUGGCAGCUCUAGUUCCCCACCAAAAGACUCGCCCGCGGCUUCCAGCACACCUACUACCACCUCUUCCGAAUCCAGCACCGAUUCAUCAACCGAUCUCAAUAACCCAGGCGAUGCAUCAACCGCAUUAAGAGCUCUCGAUGGUGAGAGUAACACGUCGGAAAAGCGCAGCGGUAAUGGUAGUCCCCCAGGUCGCGCAAUUCCAGGCGAUGGUUCAGGAGAGAAGAAACGCCGGAGUAGCGGCGUCGGUGGUAAAGCCAGCUCUCUUCUUGCCAGUGCGAAAAACUCAUUGCACUUCAGUCAAAGUCCUAAUUCUUCGGGAUUCAUGUCUGGUAGAUCGAGUGAUUCGGUUACGCAGACGCCCUUGCAGAAGCUGGGAAAACAAGAUCCGGCAUUGACGGUUCCGCAGGGUCAGCAUAAUAAUUCGGCCGGAGAAUCUCGUCCGGGUCCUAGAUCUACCUUUAAAGUCGGGGUUUGGGAGGAUAGAAAUAAGAAAUGUCGUCGAACGAUGGAAGAUACACAUGCCUUCUUGUAUAACUUCUUACAUACACCGGCUCCAGUUGUGGGAACCGAUUCCAAUUCGAAAUCGGAAAAGUCUGAGAAGGUCGCAAGUGAUUCAUCCGAUAGUCUUGCUAAGCCAGGACCUGCACAGUCUAUGAUGGAAACGGAUAAUGGUUAUUUCGCAAUCUUUGAUGGCCAUGCAGGUACAUUUGCGGCGGAUUGGUGUGGAAAGAAAUUACAUCUCAUAUUGGAAGAAACUAUACGAAAGAAUCCAAAUACACCCAUUCCUGAACUUCUCGAUCAAACCUUUACAACUGUUGAUGCGCAAUUGGAGAAACUACCUUUGAAAAACAGUGGCUGCACUGCCGUUACUGCGGUUCUUCGCUGGGAGGAUAGGAUACCAAACCCUUCAUCUGCUACCGGUUCUACUGCUAUUGCACCAGCAACCGCCGCUGCUGUCAAAGCUGCCGAGGAAGCUCCAAAGACUGGAGAUAAUGGUGUAGAUUUGAGCAAAUCCACUUCGCAACAACCAAAUUCUGCUGUAAAUGUUCCUACUGGAGAUGUUCAGGCGAAACUCAAAAGCACUUCUACUCGUGCCAGAGUUCUGUAUACGGCUAAUGUUGGAGAUGCACGUAUUGUAUUAUGUCGUAAUGGAAAGGCUUUACGUCUAUCUUAUGAUCAUAAGGGUAGUGAUGAGAAUGAAGGAAAACGUGUUGCAAAUGCAGGUGGUUUGAUUCUCAAUAACCGUGUCAAUGGUGUUUUGGCAGUUACUCGUGCAUUGGGAGAUGCAUAUAUGAAGGAUUUGGUCACAGGUCAUCCAUAUACAACUGAAACUGUUAUACAGCCUGAUGGUGAUGAAUUCAUUAUUUUGGCUUGUGAUGGUUUAUGGGACGUCUGUUCAGAUCAAGAAGCAGUUGAUCUAGUUCGUCAUCAGCAAGAUCCUGUCACCGCAGCUAGACAACUUGUUGAAUAUGCUCUUGCUCGUUUCAGUACGGAUAAUUUAUCUUGCAUGAUCGUUCGAUUUAAUCGACCGCUUCUUGUUGCAACCGCUAAAGAUACUCAUGCUGCUAUUGGUGUCGAAGGUGAUGGUAAUAUGGGAUCUGGCAAACUUUCCGAAGCAGACAAAAUUGUCUCAGAAUCCAAGAAAAAGGUUGAUGAUGGCGCGUCAAAUCUCGGUAUUAGUGGUAGCAAUAGUGGAGCUGGACAUGAUUCCAAGUUCGACGGAGCGGUAGAAGAAGAUGAAGGAAUCAUCCCAAUGGAAAUUGUAGUGGAAGAGGAACCUCAGUCUUUGGAGAGUGAUUCUUCAGCCCCCGAAAUAGAUUUAAGUAUGGUGGAGAAAGCAAAGGCGGAGGAGACGAGCAAAAACUUGCAUUUACCGGAAGGAUCUGCUAAGUGA